This is a messenger RNA of Microthlaspi erraticum, 1632 nucleotides long. The record is from the annotation of a GenBank genome assembly. NCBI's taxonomy places the organism in Eukaryota, Viridiplantae, Streptophyta, Magnoliopsida, Brassicales, Brassicaceae.
AUGUCACUCUCUUUCGUUUCGUCGGAGCAUGAGCAGUUGAGCACCAUGGAGGAGUCGGAGAGCAGGAAACCCAUCGCUCUCUUCAUGGCUUUUGGUACCAAAGGCGAUGUCUACCCAAUCGCUGCCAUUGCCGCAGCUUUCGCUCGUGAUCAGCAACUGUACUCUGUUGUUUUGAUGUCACAUUUGGCUCAUGAGAAUCUAAGCUCCCACUUGGUCAAAGCGAAAGUUUCCUAUUUUCGGAUCACUUCUCCUCCUGCUCUGUCUAGUGAAGCUCAGGGUACUCAGGACGCUACAGACUCAAAGAGGACUCUUUUUUUGGAUGAGAAACAAAGGAUAAAAAGGGAACACAGACAAGAGUGUCAUUCUGCAUUCGGAACCAUUUUUGGAAAGGGUCCUUGUAUGGAGGGUGAUCUCGUUGUCAUAAAUUUCUUUGCAUUGGAAGGAUGUAGCCUUGCAGAACUUUUUCAGAUCCACUGUGUGGUGGCUGCUCCUUAUGUUGUUCCGUAUAGUCCACCAUCAGGGUUUGAAAGACAGUUUAGGAAGGAACUUCCGGAGUUGUACAAGUACUUGAAAGAAGCUCCAAUCGGCAAGGUUAGCUGGAGUGAUGUAACACAUUGGAUGUGGCCUCUAUUUACUGAAGAAUGGGGAUCAUGGAGAUACGAGGAACUCAACCUAAGUUGUUACCCUUUUGCAGAUCCAGUAACAGACCUACCAAUUUGGCAUAUCCGGCCACCACCUCCCCUGCUGACCUGUUACAUAUUUCUCUGCGACAGGUAUGGUUUCAGCAAAGAAAUUGUCGAAUGCCCUGAUUAUUGGCCAUUGAGUGUUCGAGUCUGUGGUUUUUGGUUUCUGCCAAACGAGUGGCAGUAUUCAUGCAACAAGUGUGGAGACAAUCCUUCUGCAGGGCGCUUGGGUACAGACAAUUCCCCUACAUGCUCAAACCACACUGAGCUCUAUACUUUUGUAUCGUCUUUAGAGCCAAACCUGCCUAUCUUUGUAGGGUUGAGUUCUGUUGGAAGCAUGGGUUUUGUGAAGAAUCCUCUAGCCUUUCUUCGUGUUCUCCAGUCUGUUAUCCAGAUUACAGGCUAUAGAUUUAUCAUUUUCACAGCGUGUUAUGAACCUUUAGAUGCAGCAAUUUGCACCAUUGCUAAGGAAUCACCUUCAAGUGCGAACCGACCUUUGGAUGUAGGAAUCUCUAUCUUCAACGGCAAGCUUUUCUGCUUUUCUGGUAUGGUGCCAUACAAUUGGCUGUUUCCAAGAUGUGCUGCUGCAAUUCACCAUGGUGGCAGUGGUUCUACAUCUGCAGCAUUACAUGCUGGAAUCCCACAGGUCAUAUGCCCAUUUAUGAUGGAUCAGUUCUAUUGGGCAGAGAAGAUGUGUUGGCUUGGUGUUGCUCCUCAACCACUGAAAAGAAACCACUUGCUUCCGGAGGAGGAAGCAAAUGAUGAGAACAUCAUGGAAGCUGCACAAGUGGUAGCAAAAGCCAUAUACGAUGCACUUUCUACAAAAACUAGGACACGUGCCAUCGAAAUCGCUAAAAUAUUAUCUCUAGAGGAUGGAGUCUCAGAAGCUGUGAGGGUGCUUAGAGAAGAGGUGUGUGAAGCUUCAGGCAGCAGCCUAAUACUUGGAUGA